Durusdinium trenchii is the source of this 1008-nucleotide messenger RNA. Lineage: Eukaryota; Dinophyceae; Suessiales; Symbiodiniaceae. The record is from the annotation of a GenBank genome assembly.
AGAACUAGCUAGGACCGACACACCGGCGGGCACCCAGGAUCAAGCAACAAGGCCCCGUCCGGUAUGGCGAUGCCUAGCGAGGAACCCAUCUUAGGCAUCCGGGAGCCUGGCAUGAAGGACGAUUUUGAGGACGAUGGCACGAUCGGGGCGCUGCCUCACUUUUCGUCCGAUGGUCGGGAUCCCUCGUUCAGUCGCCAGGAGUCCUCCCAUGGACCUUUGCGCUGGAACACUAGAUGCAGCACCGAGCUGCAGAAUGUGAUUGACACCUUCUUCAUUGAGGAGCUGUAUGAGUUGGGCUUCUCCGUCACCCUCGCGGAUCCGUCCAAGGCGGACUGCCCGUUGAUCGCUUGCUCCGCCGGCUUUACGGAGCUCACGGGCUACUCUGUUCAGGAAAUUGUGGGGCGCAACUGCCGCUUCUUACUGAAUGGAGUGCCUUCAAAUCUUAUAGAUGACACGACGCGGGUGAAGUGUCGAGCGUUUUGCAUGUCCUCUACAAUGGGUGAAGAAUACACAGGAACGUCGGAGAACUUGCCUGAAGGGCUUCAAAAGCCAUGGGUGGAGCUACCAAAGGGUGAAAUGAUUUGUGUCCAAACCAACGCAAGAAAGUCAGGGGAACUGUUCAGAAACAUGUUCUACUUGAAGCAAGUGGAGUUGGAUGAGGCCCAGUACAUCUUGGGAUUGCAGGCGGGGCUCCCCGAAGAGUUCGACUUGGACGUCGACUUAGCGGACUUGGAGAAGAGGUGUCAUGCAGCCUUUAGCAGGCUUGAAGAGAAUAUGACCUUGGUCGAACAGGUACUGGCACAGCAGUUCUGGUACUCCGCACCGAUGAGGCGACAGCUGUGAUCGCCCUUUUUCCUCGAGGGAGGGCCACCUGUAUAGCAGCGCAUUGACAUCCCGAUGCAUUUUCGUGCUCAGGUUGGCAGGAAUCUCGUUCGACUCUGGAAACUUUUAUCUGGAACACCCCAUUUCCACUUAGCAGGAGGGGAAGACCCCAUUCGGAGUGGCCAA